AUGAAUUUACCAAUGCAACGGUAUAAUUUCGUACUCAGCUGUAUAUUUAACUAUUUAAAUCGCCGGGAUCUUUGUGUUUGUUCGCUUGUAAGCAAAAACUGGUGCCAAAAUGUCAAGAAAAACAUUUGGAACAGACCGAAUUUUAUUACUGAGGGAGCUACGUCUCUUCAAGCAUUUCAAAAGUUUCUUGAAAUUUUAGGAACAGUUGCAAAUGACCAAACUAGGUCUUUAGUUCAAAUCAUUGAUGUUAGUCAAAUUCAGGAGUCGUUAUAUGAAACUAUCGAUGAAAAUUGGUUGUCAAUAAUUAUUCAACGAUGCCCUAAUCUACGUUCUCUUAUCAUUCGAGAUGCAUCUUUUCUUACAACAAUGUCAAUUCGUAAACUCUGCUCUAGCCUUAGACAACCUCAUGGAUUUCUUGAACAUCUCGAUCUCUCAAAUUCAAAGAAUAUUACAGAAACAACACUCAAAUCUUUAAUUCAGAAUUUUCCAGAACUUGCACAAAUUACUCUUGAUAAUUGUUCUGGUGUUUCUGAUGGUUCUGUUUCUCAAAUUAUAUAUUAUUGCCACGACCUUCAUACCAUCAAUAUAGCGAAUUCAAGAUCUUGUGUUACCGAUACUUCUAUAUUUGCCAUUGCAAAAUUUGGAAAACAAAAAUUGAGACGAGUAAAUUUCCAAUCAUUACAAAAGAUUUCUGAUAAUUCGAUUAUUGCAUUAUCGAAUUACUGCAAAAAUUUGGUCUCAAUAAAUAUAAGUAAUUGUUCUUUGAUUACUUGUAAGGCUUUAGAAAUCCUUCUGACUGCUAAUAAGAACAAUUUGGAAGAAUUAUUUAUUCAUAAUAUGAAAUCAAUUCUAAUACUUGAAAGUUCUAUCGCUGAGCUACUCAUUAGAUGUAUUAAUUUAAAAACACUUUCCAUUAGUCUUGGUUACAUCAUCCCCACAUCAUUCGCUAAUCUCUCUUCUUUUGGAUCCUCUUCAAAGUCUCCACCACCAUAUACAUCUAAAUCCUCCGGUAAUGACGCACAAUUAAUACUUGAUCAGUUUGAACAAUUCCAGAAUUUACAAGUGUUGUUGAUUCACAAUGUACCGGAGCACACAUCAACUGACUUUUUAUGGGAUUUGUUUGAGAGAUGUGGAAGAUAUGGUAAUUGCUCGUUAAAGGAUGUUAAAAUUUAUAGGAAAAGCUAUGAAAGUGAUUUUAUUCUAGGUGGAUAUGCUAAGGUUAAACAAAAUGGUGAAAUAAAUCAAGAAUCCGUUAAUAAUUUUAAUAAAAAUCAUUUAAAUGGUCCAAAGAUUAAGUUAUUGUUGUUAGAAGGAUGA
Cetraspora pellucida is the source of this 1317-nucleotide messenger RNA. The record is from the annotation of a GenBank genome assembly. Lineage: Eukaryota; Fungi; Glomeromycota; Glomeromycetes; Diversisporales; Gigasporaceae.